AUGAUCACCACCGAUGAAGAGGAAACAUAUCGAGCCCGUCCAGAUGGCCCUGAUGAGGAUGAGGUCUCCCGACAAGCUCGACAGGGACUACCGCUGGCGCUACCUUGGGGACGCGAGAUCAUCCGCCUUGGCACCACAUUCUUUUCUGAUCGACAGACUACGAUGAACCCCUGGUCUGACGAAACGCCUUUUGUGCUCUCUGAAUUGCACAUGAUCAAAAAAGAAUUGCACGCAGAGUACGGAACGAACUCGACUUUCAAGAAGGUUUCGACGCGAAAGACCUGCGAGACGGGCAAUCAUCUCAGCCUCGGGUUUGGUGUCGGUGUCGGGUUGCCGUACUUGGCUUCUGUGAAUGUUAAGGGGACCUAUGACGAGCACCUACAGGAGAACAAAGAUUCAGACAAAAUAUCCCUUACUUCGAGUUGUCGAGCUGGUACAAUUGAGUUCCAAAGCCAGCCUCGGCUGACGCUGGAGGCUAUAAAGGAGAUCAAGUACGGAGGUGGCUUUGAAGGACUGUGCCAAAGGUAUGGAGACUACUACCUAGCUGGCUACAGGCUCGGAGGGGAUACCGGUAUCCUGAUGAGUGCGUCGGGGCAAUCAAGGACUGAGAUUGAAAAAUAUGGCAUCACAGCGACUGUAACUGUACUUCUCAUAUCAGCUAGCGAGCACUGGGAAAAGGAGUUUCAGUCCUUCCGCUCUGGCCGGCAGGUGAGACUGCUUGGCUAUGAUACAUUGGACAACAAGCACUGGCAAAACUUCAGUGCAGCGGGCGAUGAUAUAAAGGAGGUAGACGCCUGGGCCUGUGGGGGUUCUGCAGUUGAUUCCAACUCACUCCUAGCCGACACUAAUGCAAUCAUGACACGAUCAGAAAAUAUCCUUGAACGAGUGAGCGAGGUGCUCGAAAGGCACGGAUAUCGGAACGGCGAGAGUCUUACAUAUGUACAGUGUGAGGAGCUCGUUCAGGAGGGGAUCGUCGUUGAGCUGUUGCUGCAACCAAUGUCCAGAUUGCGGGAUGUGAUUCUGUGGAGGAAUGAGAGAAACAUCAUUUGA
Molecule: messenger RNA, 1050 nt
Organism: Penicillium canariense
Lineage: Eukaryota; Fungi; Ascomycota; Eurotiomycetes; Eurotiales; Aspergillaceae
Exons: 1
Coding region: 1-1050 (349 amino acids)
Source: RefSeq, a predicted model, not a curated record